This is a messenger RNA of Python bivittatus (Burmese python), 3144 nucleotides long. It is a transcript of the gene GCGR, whose product is annotated as glucagon receptor. Gene Ontology annotation, molecular function: peptide hormone binding; glucagon receptor activity. Lineage: Eukaryota; Metazoa; Chordata; Lepidosauria; Squamata; Pythonidae. Gene Ontology annotation, cellular component: plasma membrane. Gene Ontology annotation, biological process: cell surface receptor signaling pathway; adenylate cyclase-activating G protein-coupled receptor signaling pathway. The record is from RefSeq and is a predicted model, not a curated record.
UUUCCUCGCUGCUCACCAGAAGUUUCAUGCAACAUUCAAUCGGGCGGUGCGGGUCAGGUGAGAGGCUGCCUCCGCAGUCCUGGCGCCUCCAACCUCGCUGCUCCCUGAACGGCCGAGGGGGGCUUCGCGGCCGCGGAGCAGGAGGAGGAGUUGGAAGAGAUCAGGGGACGCCUGCUAAAACAGCUGCAGGACAUCUUGUAGGACCCCAGCAGCACCAGGAGCAUCCCUAUGCCAUUUUGCAGCCCUCCAGAGGGAUGUCCCAGUCACACCUUCUCAGAAUCCUGCUGGUACUGGUGCUGUGCCUUCAGGGAGCCUCUUCCCAGAUUAUGGAAUAUGUAUAUGAAUACGUAUAUGAAAGUUGGAAGGCCUACAGUGAAGAGUGUCAUCGCAACAUGAGCCUUUGGCCACCACCUACUGAGCUGGUUUGUAACCGAACUUUUGAUAAAUAUUCAUGCUGGCCUGAUGCACAGCUCAACAGCACAAUCAGUGUUUCCUGUCCCUGGUUCCUGCCCUGGUAUGACCAAGUGAAGCAUGGCUAUGUAUUCAAGAAAUGUGGUCCGGAUGGACAAUGGGUGACUGGUCCUGGAGGAAAGUCACUGCGUGAUGCUGAUCAAUGUGUGAUAGACAACAAGAAAGACCAGGAGUGGUUUGAUAGAAUCUAUGGAAGCUUCAGAGUGAUGUACACGGUGGGCUACUCAGUGUCCCUCUGUGCCCUGCUGCUGGCCUUGGCUGUGUUGCUAGGCUUCAGCAAGCUGCACUGCAUGCGCAACUACAUCCACAUGAACCUCUUCGCCUCCUUCAUCCUGAAGGGCAUCUCAGUGCUCAUCAUCGACACACUGCUCAACACUCGCUACAGUGAGAAGAUCGAUGACUACAACGUGAGCCUCUGGCAGAAUGACAAGGCAGCAGCAGGGUGCCAGGCAGCCACCGUGUUCAUGCAGUACGGUAUUGUGGCCAACUACUGCUGGCUGCUGGUCGAGGGGAUCUAUCUGUACAACUUGCUGGUGUUGACUGUCUUCUCUGAACGCAGCUACUUCACCCUCUAUCUCUGCAUCGGCUGGGGGGCCCCAGUCCUCUUCAUUGUGCCAUGGGUGGUGGUGAAAUUUCUUUAUGAAAAUAUUCAUUGUUGGAGUACAAAUCAUAAUAUGGGCUUCUGGUGGAUCCUGCGUUUCCCUGUGUUCCUAGCCAUCUUGAUCAAUUUCUUCAUUUUCAUCCGUAUAAUUCAGAUCUUGGUCUCUAAGCUCCGUGCCCACCAGAUGCGAUACACAGACUACAAGUUUCGGCUGGCGAAGUCAACCCUGACUCUUAUUCCCUUGCUGGGCAUCCAUGAGAUGGUUUUUGCCUUUGUUAUUGAUGAGCAAGCCCAGGGCACACUGCGCUAUGUCAAGCUGUUCUUUGACCUCUUUCUUGGCUCUUUUCAGGGAAUGCUGGUGGCCAUUCUCUACUGCUUUGUGAACAAAGAGGUACAGUCGGAACUCACAAAGAAAUGGACACGCUGGAAACUUGGCCGGGACAUAGAAGAAGAGUACAAACAUACAUACAGCAACACCCCCAAUGCCCGUAACGGGAGGAGCAGCACCAGCAAGAAGCACAAACUGGUUGGCAACUACCUCAAUGGUCUGAGCUGCAGCCAAGCAACUGUACAUACUAGCACACAGUAUCUGGAGCGGACCGGCUGCAGCAUCAGUGAAAAUCUGGCUGUGAAUGAACAACCUCCUUGCUAUGAAUUCCUUGACAUGGUGGCAGAGAGCAACUUCUGAAGCACUUCAUCCCAUUGCCUCCCGCAGAUGGGACCCCUUGAUUCUUUUCCCAUAAGACAGCCAUACUGCAGAGCAAGGAUGGCAGCUGAAAGCCCAGGAGACACUGAGGGGGACAUGUGACUGGAAACUGACCAAUGUCUGGCUGUCUGAACUGAUAGGUCAGCGCCUGAUUUUAUUCUCUCUGAGAUAGAUAGGCACAUCCUGGUGAGACUCCUGUCCUCCUGCUUGCCUGCAUUCAUAGUAUUCCAUGGGAGAACUCCACUGUAGGUGAGCAGAAAGGAACAAGUCAGUGAUAGCCCAGUUAUGGGUCUAGGAGAGGUACAGGCUAAAAGUUGGAGAUGACAUAAAGUGGAUUUUGGAUGGAAAGAGAAUCUCUGCUAUGGCUAGGAGGUCUGAAAGUCUAGAGUUUAGAGAUUGUGCAUUGAUUAGUGCUGAUCAAACUGAGAAUCUCAGAAACCUUUCUGGCCCUUGUUUUAUAAAGAACAAGCUGAAAAUGCGUCAGCAAUAUUUGCUAAAAGGUAAAGCAAACAAAUGGUGCAGAAGGGGCUGUGCAAUUUUUUUUAAAUCAGUCAUAAGGGAGUAUAUAUUCAGACUUACUGCUAUUCCCUAACAUGCUAUAUCCUGAUGGAAAAUUCUGCCAAAAAGGUCCCAAAACCAAGUCAACAGCAAAACGUGCAAAGUUAUAUAAUUGUUCAGUAUAGCUAAAUAUUUUAUUUCCAAGUUUAGUAAUUGCAGAAUUUGGGCUGUUUGAGCACAAGCUUUCCAGAUUCCUCCUUCACAUUUUGCCUCUGGAGUAGUAAUACCUUAGUAAUAAUGGCCAUGCUUCUUGAAGGAAGUGUGGUCUACAACAGGGGUGGUGACUGUUUGGAGAGUUGGGGGCAUAACUUGUCCUCCUGACCAUCUGGGUGGCUGCAGGAAGCCACUUAGUAAUGCCGUGAUGUCCCUCUUGCCUGGAGGGUAGAAAUGAGAGCUAGAGGACUCUGGGCAGCAAAAUGCUCUCAUCCUACACUUAACCACAACCACAAUCCAAAACAGUCUGAAAAUAAAUAGGCAAACACUGGCCGUGUUGCUGCUGUGAACUGCCCGCCCUGGGUUAUCAGGUAACUCACAAAUUGUUUUGUGGUAGGUGGCAGUGUAGUACCAAAAGUGCUGCCUGCAAAGCUCAAUUAUGCAGCCGUAGUAAUGCUCACUCAGGUGUGAAGAUGUUAUUGACAUUGUGCCAUUGCGUCUGUGCUGUGGAAGCACUUGCUCCUUUUGUUCCCAUGAUGACUCUGUCCUGAGUGAUUCUGUAAAUCGAUUUUUGCUGAGGGCUGCCUCUGUGUCUGUGAUGUCAGUGCCAAUGUUCCGGGGAUCAAAACCCCAAUAAACGGUGUUAUGUGUCUUG